AAUACUGUGUGAUUAUGCGCAGUUCCGUUUCCAGGGCAACCACAAUACGUUUCUCUGGAUGAAGUCAUUUGUUACGCUGAUAGUUGCUAUAGUUACAACCUAGAGAGGGCGCUGCGGAGGAGCGGGUAUGACGCAGGGCGGGGGCGUGCCCGCGAUGCGCGCUGCGCAAGGCUGGUUGUUGUUCCCGCAGAGAGGCGAGAAGAUGGCGGCCGUGUCAAGCGGAGGUGCUGCUGGGUCCGCUGCGGCCGGGAUUACGCACUCUACCCGACCGGCCCACGCAGGCAUGGGCGCCCAGAACCGAACACAGCCGUCCUCCGGGAUCAGCCACUCCAAUAGACCUACCCCGGCAGCGGGGUGCAUCACUAACCCCGGCCACCCUUCGGCCAGCAGGCCCCCCCCAGCCCGAGUGGGCUACUACGAAAUCGAGCGGACUAUCGGCAAGGGAAAUUUCGCCGUUGUAAAACUAGCCACACACAUCAUCACCAAAGCAAAGGUGGCUAUCAAGAUAGUGGACAAGACCCAGCUCGAUGAUGAGAACCUGAAGAAGAUCUUCAGGGAGGUUCAGAUCAUGAAGAUGCUGCGACACCCCCACAUCAUCCGCCUCUACCAGGUGAUGGAGACAGAAAGGAUGAUCUACCUGGUAACAGAGUACGCCAGUGGAGGAGAGAUAUUUGACCACCUGGUGGCCCAUGGCAGGAUGGCAGAGAAGGACGCCAGGAGGAAGUUCAAACAGAUCGUGGCGGCGGUCCAUUUCUGUCACUGCCGCAACAUCGUCCACCGUGACCUGAAAGCUGAGAACCUCCUGCUGGACCACAACCUCAACAUCAAGAUAGCAGACUUUGGCUUCAGUAACCUGUUUGCGCGAGGCCAGCUGUUGAAGACGUGGUGUGGAAGCCCCCCCUACGCCGCCCCGGAGCUCUUUGAGGGCAAGGAGUACGACGGGCCCAAAGUGGACAUCUGGAGUUUGGGCGUGGUGCUGUACGUCCUGGUGUGUGGUGCCCUGCCAUUCGAUGGCAGCACCUUGCAGAACCUUCGAGCCCGGGUGCUGAGCGGAAAGUUCCGGAUUCCUUUCUUCAUGUCUACGGAUUGUGAGUAUCUGAUCCGCCACAUGCUGGUGCUGGAGCCGAGCCGCAGGCUCUCCAUGGAGCAGAUCUGCAAGAACAAGUGGAUGAGGCAGGGAGACCCCGACCCCGAGUUUGACAGGUUGAUAGCGGAGUGCGAGCAGGUCAAGUCAGAGAGGGAGACGGAGCUGAUCAACGAGCAGGUGCUGAUGGCCAUGUCUGAGAUGGGACUGGACCGCGAGCGCACACUGCAGUCACUACACACCGACGCGUACGAUCACUACAGUGCCAUCUACAGCCUGCUGGCCGACCGCCUCAAGAAGCACAAGACCCUGCGCGUGGCCCCGCCCACUCCUGCGCCCACCCCGCGCCCCAUUGGCUACCCUCUCAACCCCGUCCAGACGGAUCAGCAGGGUAAUCCCGUUAGCAUGACUGUCCCACAAGUCCAGCUUAUCAACCCGGAGAACCAGAUCGUGGAGCCCGACGGAAACAUGGCGUUGGACAGCGACGAAGGCGAGGAGCCAUCCCCCGAGGCCAUGGCUCGCUACCUGUCCAUGCGUCGACACACAGUGGGCGUCCCAGACCCCAGGGCGGACAUGCAGGAGGAGCUCCAGAAGCUUCCUCCAGGCUUCCCCCGCGGCGCCGCCCCCCAGCCCCCUUUCCCGCCCCCCGCCAUGGGCCCCAUGCACACGCUCAUGCCCACCCAGAGCUUGCAGCCCAGCCAGCACCUGGAGUACAAGGAGCAGUCCCUGCUGCAGCCCCCCACCCUGCAGCUGCUGAACGGUAUGGGCCCGCUGGGCCGCAGGGCCUCCGAUGGGGGGGCCAACAUCCAGCUCCACGCCCAGCUCCUGAAGAGGCCUCGGGGACAGUCACCUCUUGUUGCCAGCCCCCACCCCAUCCCAGCAGUAGCUCCGGUGGAUGAAGAGGGUUCGGACGGUGAGCCCGACCAGGAGGCGGUCCAGAGGUACCUGGCGAACCGCUCCAAGCGGCACACGACGCACGCGCUCAUGAGCACGGGGCCCCACGGGGAGCUGCAGGCUGCAGACCCCCAGCGGCCCCAGGCCUCCCGACAGAGGGGGGGCUGGGCCCCCGAGCAGCACAGCAGCCGGUCUAGCUAUAAGGACUGUAACACCCUCCACCUUCCCAUGGAGCGUUUCUCCCCAGUGAGACGCUUCUCCGAUGGGGCAGCCACCAUCCAGGCCUUCAAGGCCCACCUGGAGAACAGCAGCCUCAUCCGGCAGCUCAAACAGGAGUGCGAGCAGCUGCAGAAAAUGUACGCCGCUCCUCAGGAUGAGAGGCUACUGGAGCACACACAGCAACAGCACUUCCUGUACCAGCAAGAGCAACAGAUACUACACCAGCAGAUACAGGCCCUGUCUCUGGGACACGGGGAGAGCCUGCCUAGUCACCUCACCCACCAGCUCCAGAGGUUGCGCAUCCAGCCCUCUAGUCCACCGCCUACACAUCCCAGCAACCACCUCUUCAGACAGCCCAACCCGAGCCCUCCUCCCUGCUCUGCAGAGAUGAUGCAGGGUCACGGUGGUCCGCCAGCAGUACAGUACCAGCACGGCCCCUCCCUCUACCAGCCCCAGAGCGGGAGCCCCCCCCCCAGCGGGCACCCCCGCGUGGGCCUGCCCCCUCCCCAGCAGCAGCAGCAGCAGCAGCAGCAGAGCUGCUCGGUCCGCCAGGGCGUGCCUUUGGCCCAGGCUGGGCCGCAGCAGGUCACUAUCCAGGUCCAGGAAGUGGAGCUGGGGGGCGGGGCCCAGCGUCAGGGCGGCUUCCUGACCACGCCGUGUAGUCACCGCGUCCUGGGGAAGCAGCUGAGCGCCGACAACGCCGAGACUCACAGUCGCAGUCUGGGUCGCUUUACCACAGUGUACGACCAGCAGUCCCAGUUUAACCCCCAUCUCUUUGGCGACGGGGGCCGUGGGCCGUCAGGCGUGGUGGGCAGCUACAACCCCUACCUCCAGGGGGCGUCCCUCAACGUGCCCGGCCUGGACAACUACCAGAGCGGGGCGGUGGCGGGGGGCUACGGCCCCCCCUCCGCCCUGCAGCAGGCCCUGCUGUCACCCACCCCUCUGGAGUACCGCCCCCCGCAGCAGCACGUCACCCCCACACUCCAGGGCCUCCUGUCCCCCCGCCACUCCCUGACGGGCCACGCCGACCCCCGGCUCCCCCCCCAGGACCUGGCGGCCCUGCUGAAGAGGCAUAGCCCCCGGCCGGGGCCCCCCACUCCGCCCAGCGCCCCCCAGGACUACGGGGAAAUGCUGCUCCUCCGUCAGCUCAGCCAAGGGGGGGACACGGGCCUGGACCCCCAGGCAAGCCCAGUCUCGGCCCCCCACUACCACCACCUCCUCCAGAUUCGACCCCCGGACGUCCAGGGCCAGCCCCCCGGCCUGCCCCCUAGUCUGCCCCACUCUGAGAGCAUGGAGGAGGACGAGGGGCUACCCGUAGGGUACCCGCAUCACCAGGGCCUGCUGGCCAAAUCUGCAGCCGUGGUGUGCGCGGAGGAGCACGAGAUGCUGGGGGCCCCCCCGGGGGGCACCCCCCCCUACAACACCCCCACCCACAGGCACGCCUACAUGAGGACUGCCUCGGCUGCAAGAGACAAUGAGCACGUGGACUGUAGGACCCAGGGGCAGGCGAUGGAGAUGCCUGAUCACAAUGGCGUGGGCUACAACAGGGCUCCCCAGGGCGACGGUUACAGGCCCCGCGGCCAGCUGCAGCGCCACCACACCAUCCAGACCUGCGACGACGCCUACGAUCAGACCGAGCCCAUGUCUGGGAUGAGCCUAUUGGCUGGGAAGGCCCUGAGCUCCGCCCGCAUGUCUGACAUCCUCAGCCAAUCAUCACUGACAGGAAGUCAGCAGCUCCACCAGCGGGAGGAGUCAGUGUGUGACGUGGAGGGGGAGCUCCACGCUGCUGCCUGCUACCCCUCAUCCUGUACCAGCAACAUGCUGCUCAGCUAUAAGCCCCCAGACCUGCAGUACAGCAUGGAACAGGCUGGGGUCUAGCACAGGGGCAUCUCCUGUGUAUAAAGGUCCAUAUCAGCCCCUUGUGCCGACCAGCAUCACUCCAAACCGCCAUUGUCUGUCCAGGAGGGGGCGCUGUGCAUCUGACCUAGGGGAGGGCAUCCUGCAGCCUGGGGAGGGGGUGGGGUGGGGUGGGUGGUGGCCAGGCAGGGGAAGGAAGUAGAGGUUCAGCACAGCCAUCCAGCAAGCAUUGCCAUUGGAUGCUCCAUUUAGCUCUUCCAUCUGAUUGGAUAGAUUGAGUUCUUCACCCGCCCCUCCCAUUUACUUCCUCCUUCAACCCUCUCCUCCCCCCUUUUAACCCAACCAUGCCCACCCCUUGCCCUCUUAACUGUUGCCAUAGCAACAUUGUCAUACGCCUCAAUGUCCAAGGCAUUCAUAUAGGCAAAUGUAUAGAGAAACGUCAACAAAAACACACACACAUAGACUCUUUCUCAUACACACGUGCGCACACAUACCUUCAGCCACAAACCCAAAGUAUUUGACAUCAAGUCUGUGUGCGGGGAUGUCUGUGAGGUUCUGUUCGCUCCUCCCUCUCCCCUCCACUGUAUUCCAGUGGACCAUUCCGGAGUGGCUGUGACCUCAGAGCCUAUGAGGCCCUUUCUCAGAGCGGGCCCAUUCCACUGGGCUUGGAGGGAUGUUUGGAGGUCAGGCUCUGUGGCUCUCUGAACCCAGAUCAGCUCAGUGACAUCACACAGGACAACCAGCUCUCAUGGUCUCUUUUCUUGUUCUGUCGUUCUUUUUUUCUUAAUUUCAUUUUUUAUUCAUUUUUACGGCUAAUGUUCAUGUAGAAAUUAUGAUCAUUAUUGUUACUAUUAUUGUUAUUACUGUUUUUCUGUAAAAAAAAAAGAAGUUUUAUUGUUAUUAUGGUUAUAAUGAAUAUUAUUAUUAUUAAAGGAAAAAAACAGUUCUGUGUUGCAAGAAAGAUUACAUAAUAUUUUUUGUUUAAUUACUGAAGUAAUUCUGCACUUUCGGUUCAAGCAAUCUCUUCCCUGCGCUCCACCUUGCUCCAUCUUGCUCCACCUUGCCUUCUCCUUCUCUUAGUACCCUGUUCUCUGACAUUCAAAACCCUUCUUCAACCCUGCUCGUCAUUCCAUCCCUCCCUUUUUUGCCCUCCUCUCCCUGGCCCCUCUCUGUCAGUGACAGUGUGUUGCAUUGUGGGUAGUUUAACCGACAUUCUUCCCCUUCCCUGUACAGUGAUGCCAUGUAUAGACCGCAAUUUCAAUUUGUGUAUCAAAACCUUAGUUUUAGAGGGUCUUGGGGAGGCUUUUUUAUAUUGUUGUUAUUAUUUGUGUUUCUGGAUGUCUUCAGAUACCUGUUUUUGUUUUCUGAAUAUUGCGAUUUUUAGCCAAAAGAGGAGAGAAGAGAACGUGAGUGACUUGUCUUCAUGAAAAACGAUUGUUCAUUUAUUGUUUUUAUUUUCGAGAAACUUGAAGAGGAGAGUAAUUUGUGUCACUUUUAUCAUUUCAAUCAUUGAUGUUGUUGUGGCUCUAGUCAUUGUUCCUGUUUUAUAGGUGGGGGUGUAUUUUGCAGGCUGUUAGGUGGGCUGUUUCAAAGACUGUCGUGGAACUGGAGGAGGGGAACAUGUAAAAUAGCUGACAUAUCAUCAUAAACAUUAGGAGAAGGUGGCAAUGGACACACACCCUCCUCUCUCUCGCUACCUGACAUCCUCUCGUAUGCAGUGGUGUUUGACCUUUGACCCCGUCAACCAUCCUAUUGGUUGAAAUGAAACGGGCAUGACCUAUCCUCCACACUGUCCCAGAUACCAUGGAAACCGAAGAGGAAGUACUGCUCCCAACACUUGACCCCCCCACCCUAAUCUUGUUCCCUCCCUCCUUCUCUCUCCCCCACCCCGCGCCUGGAAGACGCAAAUUGGGCCUGGUCCACGUCAUGUGACAAAGCGAGGCAGCCAAUAGCCUCCCAAGUCUCCACAAGGACCCUCCUCCUCUUAACUACUUACAGGCGCAACAUCAUCAGGAAGUGAACGUGUGUUGGCCCCAUCGGUCUUGACAGCCAGAGUCAUGUCAGGGACCCCGUCUCCGCUGGGAGUGAGUCUGAGGAGAGGAGCCCUCUCCCUCUCCUCACACCUGCACGUGGUCCCAGCGCGUCACAACCCACGACUGUCCGGCUCUGGGAUUUGAGGACUGGGUUCCCUGACCUGUUCUCAGCUCCCUCUCUCCAAUCUGUAUCCAGGAGACGGGAGAGUCUGCCCACGAGGCUCCGCUCCGUGACUCAUUGUGGCAGUUGAGAAUAUAUUCGUUUUUUUGUUUUCCUCUUCUGUCUGUUCCGUCACCUCCUCUUCCUCCUCCCUUCUUCGUGUGUAUAAAACCCGCUCUUGGCUCGCCACCCGUAUCUUACCUUCUCUUUUUCUAUCAGUUCAUUUUAUGUCUUUUUUUGUUUUCGUUUUUUUCGUUUUCAGUACAAAAAUACUAAAGUGCAACAACGAUGAUUAAAAAGAAUACCAACCAAACUGAGAUGAAUAAAGAAAUAUAUAUAAAUAAAGAAAUAAUUUAAAAA
Messenger RNA from Hypomesus transpacificus, 6607 nucleotides. RefSeq names its product SIK family kinase 3 (gene sik3). NCBI's taxonomy places the organism in Eukaryota, Metazoa, Chordata, Actinopteri, Osmeriformes, Osmeridae. Bases 128 to 4075 code for a protein of 1315 amino acids. Gene Ontology annotation, biological process: intracellular signal transduction; microtubule cytoskeleton organization; protein phosphorylation. Gene Ontology annotation, cellular component: cytoplasm. Gene Ontology annotation, molecular function: tau-protein kinase activity; ATP binding; protein serine/threonine kinase activity. The transcript is spliced from 25 exons. The record is from RefSeq and is a predicted model, not a curated record.